This is a messenger RNA of Dalotia coriaria, 2581 nucleotides long. RefSeq names its product Kinesin-like protein at 54D (gene Klp54D). Gene Ontology annotation, molecular function: microtubule motor activity; microtubule binding; ATP binding. The transcript is spliced from 15 exons. Bases 276 to 2483 code for a protein of 735 amino acids. Gene Ontology annotation, cellular component: microtubule associated complex. NCBI's taxonomy places the organism in Eukaryota, Metazoa, Arthropoda, Insecta, Coleoptera, Staphylinidae. Gene Ontology annotation, biological process: spindle elongation; microtubule-based movement; mitotic spindle organization. The record is from RefSeq and is a predicted model, not a curated record.
UCAACACCCCUGCACGCGAAAUCGCGUUAGUAAAGUUGACAAUGACACGCGCGCAGUGAAAACUUAUAGGGGAAAAGUGACAAACACGAAAAAAUAGGAAAGCAAAGACAACAAAGGACAAACAAGACUUAAAAGGAUAAAGAAACACUUAAAAUUGACAACUGACGGAUAAAAGUGAAUAAAAUAUAUGUAGUUACUAAAUCAAAGUGUUGAAAGUGUUUGCUUAACAUUCAUAAAUCAAAAAUUAAUAAAUUUAAGAUCAAGAUGUUGGAAUUAUGAUGGUAACGAGACCAACGAGAUUAUACAAAACCCCUCCGGGGUCCAGGGGGAAUAGUCCUAACAGGACAACAGCUGUAACUCCUCCAGGAGCUAAAAAGAAAGCCAGCACACCUCCAGCAGUAAGAAGACCUCCACCUGGCCGUAGUCCAGCAAGAAGUCCUCAGAAAACUCCUCCAACGAAAGCAAGAAGUGUUGGGAAUAGUCCUGUGCGAAAUACAACAAGUAAUCGGAGUUCCCGAGGGAGUAGUCCGGCAAAAACACCUCAAUCACGUGGCAGCGACACCGGAAGUAUCGAUGUAUUCGAUGAAACAGAUACAACUCGACGUGUUAUUUCCACUUUUAAUCAAGGAGAAGAUAAUAUUAAUGUCGUAGUAAGAGUAAGGCCCUUAAAUCCAAAGGAACAACAACGUGGAGAUCGUCCAGUGUUGCAAUUUCCGGGAAAUGGCCAAAUAUUAUGUGAAGCUGUUGAUGAUGGAGGUCCAAGAGGCGAGAAAAAACCAAAACUUUUCUCAUACAACGUUGUUUUCGAGCCUGCGGCGACGCAAGAAGACGUUUUGCAGUUUUCCGGUAUAAAACGCCUGAUAGAAAUGGCAAUGGAAGGUUUUAGAUGUACAGCGUUCUGUUACGGACAAACCGGAAGUGGGAAAACGCAUACAUUGACAGGUCCACCCGGACUGUUUGGGAAAAAAUUUGCUCCGUACAGUGACCAACACGGAUUGGUUUUCCGGUCAUUCUUAUACCUAUUCCAACUGAUAAAAGCCAAACCCGAGAUGCAUUUUGUGCUUAAAGCAAGUUUUUUGGAAAUCUACAACGAAAAAGUCAUCGAUUUAUUAAACCCAGGCAGUGUACGUAAACCCCUCGCCGUCAGAUGGAGUAAAAAAGCGCGUGGGUUUUUCGUCGAGAAUCUAUUCACGGUAGAUUGCGAAGAAUUAGACGAUUUAAUCGCUGUCCUCGAGGAAGGAAUGCGGAAUCGUUCAGUAGGCAGCCACAACAUGAACGACACCUCAAGUCGAAGUCACACGAUAUUAUCCGUCUACAUAACCUCUGAGCAACCGGCGGAAAAUGGCGUCUUCAUCUCCCGCUCGGGAAAAUUAAACUUCGUUGAUUUAGCAGGCAGUGAAAUGACAAAAAAGACGCAAAGCGAAGGAAAAACCCUCGAAGAAGCAAACAACAUCAAUAAAAGUUUGAUGGUUCUAGGCUACUGCAUUGCUUCACUAAGUGACCCAAAACGUAAAGACAAACACAUCCCCUACAGAGAUUCAAAGUUAACAAAACUCCUCGCUGAUUCGUUAGCUGGGAAUGGCGUCACGUUGAUGAUCGCUUGCAUUUCACCCGCAAAGUAUAACUACGCAGAGAGUAUCAAUACGCUUCGAUAUGCAGCUCGCGCGAAGAAAAUCCGAACCAAACCGGUGGUUUUGAUGGAUCCACGGGAAGCGUUGAUUCUAAGUUUGAAACGUGAAGUGAACGCACUGCAGACCGAGAAUGAACACUUGCGAUCCGCUCUAAAUGGCUACAAAUCAAGUAGUUUUAGCGAAACGAGCGUCACCGGUCGUCCGAUAUUAAGUCCCGAAGAUGUUAAUCCCGAUCGUCUUGCACAACUAGAAGGUCCGCAACUUGUCGAACUCAUCAGAGUCUACGUGCAAGAAAACGAAGCUCUACAUAAAGAUAAUGAAGAAUUAUUCGCGUCACGUGAUGCGUUGUUAAGAGAACAUGAAAUAGUCUCGCGAGAAAAUGAACGCCUACUUAAAAAGCUGGAAGAUGUCAAUUCGUCGCCGCUGAUACAAACCGGAGCCAUCAGUGCAGAAAUAGGCAGCCAUCAACGCACCGGUGCUAGUAACGUGUGGACCAACCCAAUUGACCACAAAGAAACCAAUGGAAUACCUGAAUCAAUCCAGAAAGAACUUGAUAAACGUCGUAUAGGCGACAGUAUACCUGAGAAAAUGAGCGCCCAUCGAAGGCACAAUUCGUGGGACGGCAGGCCUGGAUCCAACACCGCCAUUCGAGCGAAGAGUUCCGGUUCGGACGGUGGGAAAUCAUCCGAUCAUCGUGCGCGCAUGCAACACAUCGACAGCGUCUCGGGGGCGGUGGGCGAAUGGCGGCAGCCGGAGGAUGAUAAGCCGCGUUUCUCGAUGGGCAACAAGGACAUGUUCGGUAGCUCGAUCAGCAUCGAUCAGGACGACGAUGAUAUUUUCGAUCGGCCAUGAGCGGCCAUCUUGAUUCCCAAGCCGGCAAACAACGUAAACCUAUAGAAUAUUGUGUUAUUUAAUCUUGUUGAGUGUAAUAUCAAUAAAUUUUACAAAAA